AUGAAGGUGGUUGCGUUAGUCAGUGGCGGCAAGGAUAGCUGCUAUGCUAUGAUGAAAUGUGUCCAAUACGGUCACGAGAUUGUUGCGUUGGCGAAUUUGUUGCCGGCUGAUGAUUCAAUCGACGAACUCGAUAGCUACAUGUAUCAAACUUUUGGGCACCAGAUGGUUGUUAGCUAUGCAAAAUGCAUGGGAGUGCCGUUAUUCCGAAGGCGAAUCCAAGGAUCCACAAG
Messenger RNA from Ilex paraguariensis (yerba mate), 230 nucleotides. NCBI's taxonomy places the organism in Eukaryota, Viridiplantae, Streptophyta, Magnoliopsida, Aquifoliales, Aquifoliaceae. The record is from the annotation of a GenBank genome assembly.